AUGGAAAAUAAUUGUUCACGUGAAGUUUAUGAUUUAAUUCGUAAAAAUUCAUACGGUUCUGAUGUUUAUGAUAAUAUUAUUGUGUGCAUCCAAGCUGGUCAUCGAAAGUUAGCUGCUAGUAUUAUGAAUGAUAUAAACGUUCUCAGUCAUUAUGGAUUUAAUGAGCUUCAUCAUCAAGUUUUGAGUUUUGAUCAAGAAGAUCUCACUGUUAACAGUGCAUGUGACGUUAUUAAACAAACGAAAGAAAAUUUUCGAGUAACACCUAUUCAUUGUGCUGCUAUCAAUCCAAAUGUAAAAUAUUUGAAACAACUAUUAGCGAUUGUGUCUGAGUAUAAUAUUAGUGAUAAACAAGAACAAAAACCUAUUCAUUAUGCUGCUGCCUGUGAAGGAUGUGAACCAUUGGAAUAUCUGUUAUCAAAAGAUGUCAAAUUUAAUGAAGUUGAUAAAAAUGGCAAUACACCAUUACAUAUUGCUUGCAGAUAUGAUCGUCAUUCUAAUGCAGAAUUAUUAUUACGAAAAGCAAAAGAAAAGGCUGAAUCCAAUGAACCAAAUGAUCUAGUCGAACAUGAAAAGUAUGGUCUUGCAUCAAUCAACCGAAUGAAUGCAGCCAAACAAUGUCCUCUUCAUAUAGCUGCCAUCAAUAAUCAUAUAGAAUGUAUUGAGAUCCUUAUUCAAUAUGGUGCAAAUAUUGAUGCAUUUACAAGUAUAUCCACUGAAAAGUUAACACCGCUUAUGUUUGCAUGUCAAAAUGGAUAUCUUAACAUUGUCAAAUGUUUAAUUAAAGAUGGAGCUCGAGUAGAAGCACGUGAUCGUUUCAAACGAACACCAUUAAUUCAUGCUUGUAUGUAUGGACAUGCACAUAUCGUUUCAUAUUUACUACGCAUCGGAGCUAAUCCAAAUGUAUUUGACUCAUCGAUGAAUUCAGCUUUGCAUUAUGCUAUUGCUUAUGGUUGGUACUUUUGUGUUCGACUACUAAUGGAAGCUGGAGCAAAUUCGAAUUGUGCAAAUUGUUGGCAAGUUACAUGUCUUGGAAUCGGAUUUUCCAAAGGCCAUUAUGGUAUUUGUGAUUAUCUUUUAAAUGAACAUCAAGUAGAUAUCAACUUCAAAAAUGAUGAAGGUCUAACAAUAGUUAUACUUACAGUUGAUUUAGAUGUUUCGAAAUGGUCUGUGCAACAAUUAGAAUAUGCUGUUGUGAAACAUAACGCUGAUUGUACAUGCGUUGAUAUUAAUGGCAGCAAUGCUUUUCAUUAUUUAGCAUCAAAAUCAACUUUAGAAAGCGACAGUAACUUAUCUAAAAAAUAUUAUUUUCGAAUGGCUCAAAUUUUACUGGAUCACCAUUGUAAUCCUAGUCAAAUGAAUAACAAAGCACAAACACCAUUGAUGCUUGCACUUCAAUCGAAAAAUUUCUUUAUGGUUGAUUUUUUAAUGAAUCAAGCAAAGGUUGAAUUAACUCUGGAUAUAAAUUGUGAUGGAAAAACAUUAUUGCAUUAUUUUGCUAUGAAUAGUGAUGAAGAAAAAAUUACUGAAACAUUAUUGAAUUUACCCGUGACAGAUGAUUUGAAAAAGAUGAGUCUAAAAUGUGAUAACGAAGGACGAACACCAUUUGAUUAUUGUACUUUGAGAUAUGAAGAACUUUUUAAUAGACGAUAUUAUAACUAUGGCAAUUCACUUAGCCAAUAUCGAUCGAUAAUUAAAAUGAUUCGAUAUUUCCUUGAUACACUCGGAUGCGAUAAUGACGCAUGUAUUUUUCAUUUAUUAUAUGAAGGCCCUUCUGGCAGUUCAGUCGAUGAGCAUCCAUUAGAAAUUCUUCUCAAAAAAUCAAAAAACAUCAAUGUUCAUCAUUGUGAAAUAGGUGAAACCCCAUUAUUGCGAGCCAUUCAUCAUAAAAACUAUAAAAUUAUCCACCUACUUCUUCAACAACCAUCAUGUGAUGUUAAUCUAGCAAAAAUAUCAAAUACGUUUGAAGGUGGACAAACCCCAUUGAUGAUCGCAUGUAAACUUCAAUAUUUUCCUGUUAUUCGCGAUCUGUUAAAUCAUCCAAAAUGUGAUCUUCUUGCAUACGAUCAUCAACAUAACCAAGCUUUACAUUAUUAUCUAAAUAUUACAACUCGUUCUGAUGAAUAUUUAGAAAUUUUUCAUUUAUUUAUCAAGAAAUUAAUUACUAUUGAUAAACAUACAUUGAAUUCAAAAGAUAAAUCUGGUAGUACACCAUUACAUAUCGCUGUUCAUCAUAACCAAGGUACUGUUGAUACGGUCAACGUUGUUGAACAAACUCUAAUUGAUAAUGGUUGUGACUUAUUCAUUAAAAAUGAUCUUGGAAAUAUUCCAUUGCAUAAUGUCUUCUUAGGAAAUAAAAGCAACAACGAUCCUGUCGAACUUUGUGUUCUCAUUAUGCAAACAAUGAAUUAUGAAUCAUUAGAUACGAAAAAUAACGAAGGAAAUACUCCACUACAUCUUGCCGUUUUGAAAGAAUCUACUGUUUGUAUAACACUUCUACUAAAACAUGGUGCGAAUUUAUUAGCUGAGAAUAAUCUCUUAAAUUCUGUUAUUGCUGAUUGUAUUGCAAUGAAGCGUUUGAAUCUUCUAAUUACAUUUCUUCAACAAACAAUCAAUAUUGAUUUGAGUAAAAUGUAUCAUAAAUCCAGUUCAUCGAUUUCGAGCGAAGAAGAUUCAUUAAUUUCUUUGAUAAUCAAGCAACAUGAUUGGCAAGGAGUUUUAUCGUUGAUUCUCGAUGAUCUUGAUCAUUUUCAUUUAAAAUAUAUUCAAGUGUUAGAAGCAGCCAUUUUACAUAGACAAUUGAAUCUUGUUCUCCGUCUUAUGGCAACCAUUAAGAAUCGAACUGUCUUACAAGAGAAAAACCCUCACGAACAAAAUUUAUUUCAUAUUAUAACCUUGAAUAAAAUAUCUGAUGCAAAAUUUUUAGACAAAUUUUUCUCUUACCUUUACAAUUUCAAUGUUGAUUGGAAUGUUGCAGAUAAAUAUGGAAUGUAUCCAUUACACUAUGCUUGUUUGCUACACUAUAAACCAUUGAUUGAAUUUUUACAGAAGAAAUAUUCAAAAGAGUUAGAUUUCAAUCAAACAAAUCGAGACGGAAACACAGCUUAUGGUUUAUUAUUUUGGAAUUCAGCUACAAAUAAGGUCAUUGACAAAGGUUUUCUGCGAACCAUUAUUACAUCGGGUAAAGCUCUUGAUUAUUUAUGCAAUUAUGAUAAUCGCAAUGUGAGAAACCCUUUAUCAUUCAAUGGUAUCAAUACAUCAUCAAAAAGUACUAUUCCACAAACAGCUGUUGAUUUAGAAACUACAUCAACAAUUAUACGAACAUCACCAUUGAUCAAUGCAGUAAUUCAUCAUAAUUUUGAAUUGACAAAAUUCUUGCUUGAACUUGGUGCUGAUGUGAAUUUUCCUGACGAAGAACAGCUAACUGGAUUGAUGCAUGCUGUUCGACAGAAUGACAUGAACAUAGUAAAGCUAUUGCUUAAUAAGGAUUUUAUGCUUGAUGAUGACAAACGAUCUUUAACAAGGAGAUUUCAUUCACGACGACAAAAAGUUCAACGAAAAUCAAAGCCAAAAGGAUUCUUUCUUGGUGUUACGACUACUUCUAUUGCCGAUGUGGAAGAAGAAGAAGAAGAAGAAGAAGAAAAUGAACAAGACAUGAGAAAUGAGGAUAUAUCUGACGAUAAGGAACCUAUGAAUGAGUGGAAGAAGUUUGAAGUUACGUCCAAUAUUGACCUAGAUGCUACAGAUGCAUUUGGCCGUACAUGCAUCCAUCAUUUAGUUCAACCAUUUCCCGAUGCUUCUUAUGUAAAUUGCAUCGAACUUCUCGAAUUACUGCAUACGUCAGGCGCUUCCUUAACUAAACUGGAUCGAAUGGGUUUCUCACCAUUACAAUACGCUGCUAAGAAUGCUGGUUUUCGACAUUUAUAUGAUAAACUAAAAACAUUAACGAAUGAACCAUCGAUGGAUACAGAACAUUUAACGAAUCAGCGUUUUAUUGUUAAUGAUCCAAAUAAGAAUUUACUUGGUCCAACAGAUUAUUAUUCAGAUGCUCAAACGUAUAUCAAUCAAUAUAUUGCUGCUCGUCCUCUAGACGAUGAGAAUAGCAUUCAUAAAGUUGAUCCAUUGUCGAACAUGAGUGAAACAGGAGGUAUUGUCUGGGACACAGAAAAGAAUGAACCUUAUGAUGUUCGAUUAACUAUUACUGAUGUAGAUUAUGGUCUAAUCGGUUUAUAUAAUUUUUAUCGAAUGCAAAUAAUCAAACAUAAAACGAAAACAAAUUUUUAUCUUCUAUUUACACGUUGGGGACGUAUUGGUGAUGGUGAUGGACAACAUCAAUUAACACCUUAUUCAUCACUCGAAGAAUGUCGAGCUGAAUUUUGUAAAAUCUUUCGUGACAAAACUGGUAACCCAUGGGAAAAUACAGAUCAAUUCGAAAAGAAACCAAAAAAAUAUACAUUAAUAAAGUUAAACGAUCGUCAAACACAUAAACAUAUGAAUGUUCCCAUCCUCUUUCAACAAUUAGAGAAUGAAAGUGAACAAAUACCAUCAAAAUUACAAUCAAUAGCCUAUAAGAACUUUUUCAAAACAUUUCUCAAUGAUCAAAUUAUUCGAGAAAAUAUUAACAAAGCUAAUCUAGAUGUCGAAUGGAUGCCUGUUUCUCAAUUAAAACCUGAAAGUUUACAAAGAGCACGUGAUAUAUUAGCACAACUAGCAGUAAAUAUUGAACAAAAAGACAAACUUAAAUUAAUUAUUCAACAAACUAUUUCUGAUGAAGCUCAAACCUCAUCAGUUGAGUCUACAGAUGAAAGAACUGAAUUCAAACGUUUAAUUGAUUUGAUUUGCCGACUUAAUAAUGAAUAUUAUAGUAUUAUACCUUUGCAAGGUUAUGGUGCUGAGAAAAUACCUAUGAUCGAUAGUUUAGAAGCUGUCAAGAUACAAGAACAAAAACUUACUGAUAUAUUUGAAUUAGAAUUAUCUUAUAAAAUUCUUUUAGCUGCACAAGCCAAUUUAAAUCAAAUAUCACCAUUAGAUUAUUUGUACAAAUCGAUUAACUGUCAAUUUGAAGCUAUGAAUCAAGACGAUAUUGAAUCGCAAUUUAUUCUACGUUAUAUCUGGGCAAGUGCACCCAAUAUUAAAGUCGAACAAAUACUCAAAGUUGCACGAUCUAAUGAUGAUGAACGACUUUUUCAACGGAAUCUGGAUAAUCAUUAUUUAUUAUGGCACGUAGCAUUAGGCAAACAUGAAGAAAUUACUGAUAUGAACGCUGAUCAAGAUAAGCCAUUGGAUGUCGAUAAAUAUCAUAGUCGUAAAGCUCACGGUCGGCUAAUACCCGAUCCACGACACACCAUUACGAGAAAUUACGGUUUGCUAUAA
Messenger RNA from Rotaria sp. Silwood2, 5370 nucleotides. NCBI's taxonomy places the organism in Eukaryota, Metazoa, Rotifera, Eurotatoria, Philodinida, Philodinidae. The record is from the annotation of a GenBank genome assembly.